Solea solea (common sole) is the source of this 6090-nucleotide messenger RNA. RefSeq names its product inositol-trisphosphate 3-kinase B (gene itpkb). Gene Ontology annotation, cellular component: nucleus; cytoplasm. NCBI's taxonomy places the organism in Eukaryota, Metazoa, Chordata, Actinopteri, Pleuronectiformes, Soleidae. Gene Ontology annotation, molecular function: inositol-1,4,5-trisphosphate 3-kinase activity; inositol tetrakisphosphate kinase activity. The record is from RefSeq and is a predicted model, not a curated record. The transcript has 12 exons. The coding region runs from base 715 to 3087 and encodes 790 amino acids. Gene Ontology annotation, biological process: inositol phosphate biosynthetic process.
AACGCUUUUUACUACGAGCAGCAACAGCAGCAGCGGCAGAGACACAGAGAAAGAGGGAGAGAGACACACACACGCGUGACAACACAAAACUGUGGUAAAAGUAUUUCUUUCUUCUGAGGACAGAGAGUGACAGGAAUUCACUGUUUAACGCGGAAGCCUUUAAAGUUUCGAGACACUAGAAAGAAAGAAAGGGACAAGCUGCUCGUGGAGGAGACAGAGAGACAGACAGAGAGAGACAUUUUGAAUCUUCUGUGGAGGAGUUUUCUUGUGCGCGUGUGGGAAAAUGUGAAGAAGGAGCCGCAGUCACGUCGAACAAGUUUGUCAAUGUAGGACAAAAACGAUGAGGAGAGUGUGAGUUGUCCACGCAGACAAACCUGCGUGUAUUUGUGUUAGUGUUGAGCUCGGGAGUGUGAGACACAGCAGUGAGAAAUCAUCCACGGCGUCUUGUUGUUGCUGCUGCUGCUGCUGCUGUCUGGUGUGUGACACUCACAUCACUCAGUGCCGUGAAUGGAAAUUGUCCCACGGAAGCCUCGGAGGACUGAGAUGCUUUUCAUUUUUCAGUGCUCGGCUCAGAUCGUGUGUCAGUGUGAAGCGACUGCUCUUGCCUGAAUGUGGAGGAAGCAGUGAAGGCUCUUCUCUAGCCCUCCCUGCAGCUUUCGGGGGAGUAAUUCAGAUGUGUACCCAGCACUCAAAGCCCCUGGCCUGGCUGCGGGGAUGGCAGCCUCUGCCCUGAACCUGAACAGCCUUGGAGUCAUGAACAGCAGCAGUAAUCAGUUCCACACCCCACCGGGCUCCUCUAGCACCACCACCAGAACUAGAACCAACUCCGCUGUCCGACCUGUGCUACCGGUGCCAGAUCGGAGCACCUACUGCCAGUUACUGGGUGGAGGUCUUUACAGCCCAACCAGCCCCAAGACGAGUCCAACAUCUGUUGGUCAAACCUUUGUGUUCCCCCCUUCGUCCUUGCUCUGCCCAAGCCCCGCCCCUCGCACUCGCUCCCCCUCCCCUUCCCCACGAAGCCCGGAGCUCCUAGGAGUCAAUGUGGGUCAGCGGGUCAGACGUUUGAGCUCGCCCAGUGGCGAAGACAGCGGGGAAGGAGACAGCCAGGAGGAGAGGGGAGGAGAGACAGGGGAGGGGUGGAGGCGAGAUGAGAGGAGACGCCAGGCGCAGCUGCUGCAGAUUCACAGGGAGCUGCAGAACGUCGAGGUCAGAGGAAAAGUUGGUAUUUUUGAGGCUCACAUUUCCGGGAUUCGUGCCCAGGUGCUUAACAGCGAGAUCCAACGCAGCCCCCGAUCUCCAAGACGAUCAAUAAACCAAAACCCUUCGCAUCCCAGCCAAGAGAAAACAGCUCUUACAUGCUUAAUGACCCAACCACAGCAGAGCCAAGUUCCCUCCGUUUUCCAAAAUGGGAGAGACGGGACAGAAAUAACAUUACUAGAGAGGACAAACGGAGGAAGGAGUGAAGGCGAGGAGGACAGCAGCGCCGCUUCAAUGAACUCGGAGAAUAAGACUCUGGUCGGUCAAAAUGGCAGCCAUUCAGAAACGGCAAUGCAAAGUCUGUGUUUAGACGGGACGUUUGUUGUCCAGGGUUCCCUCGACAAGUCAGAUGCAAAUGUGAAAACAGACAGGGAGAAAAACGAGGGCGAAAAGCUGAGGGAGAAGGAGGGAGGAAGAGACAGAUGGGAGACUGAAAACAAACAGAUUCUGGGAGGCAAAAAAAAUUGGACAGAGAGCGAGGUGAAAGAGGAGAAAGAGAACCAGCUGUGCUCCCAGAUACUCCAGAUAGAGGAGAUCAGGUUGGAGGCAAACACAGAAACACCUGCCAUGUGUCACACACAGAACAGUGAGAGCUCCCAGUGUUUGCUGGACGUGACCGAUCAGACCUCCAACCAUUGUCCCUCCAUCCCUUCAGUCAUAAUAACUGAUCAUGGACAGGACAGUCAGCUUCAGACUUCUGAAGGCCUUGGCUCAGACCAGGGGCUAUACUGCAUUCCUAGCCCCGGCUCCAGUCCUGUCACUGGGCCUAACUCGUCCUUGCGCUCCCUCAGGAAGCUGUCGUCGUCCUCCGCCUCAUCGGCCGGUUUCUCCUCGUCUUGGGAAGAGUCGGAGGAGGAUAUUUCCAGUGAUACCGAGAAAGGGGAGCAGCUUCUCAACCCUGGGCUCCUCAGUUCUCAGCAGAAAGCACACAAGUCUUGGAAGAAGAUUAAGAACAUGGUCCACUGGUCUCCGUUUGUCAUGUCCUUCAAGAAGAAAUAUCCUUGGAUACAACUGGCCGGGCACGCAGGCAUCUUCAAGGCAGGAGCCAAUGGCCGCAUUUUAAAAAAACACUGUGACUGCGAGCAGCGCUGCUUGUCCCUUCUGAUGAGGGAUGUGCUGCGUCCGUAUGUCCCGGGUUACCAUGGAGACGUGGAGAAGGACGGCCAAAAGUACAACCAGAUGGAGGAUCUGCUGGCCGAGUUUGACUUUCCGUGUGUGAUGGACUGUAAGAUGGGAGUGAGAACAUAUCUGGAGGAGGAGCUGACCAAGGCUCGUAAGAAGCCCUCUCCAAGACCUGACAUGUACCAGAAAAUGGUGGAGGUUGAUCCCGAGGCGCCUUCAUCAGAGGAGAACGAGCAGAAGGCGGUGACCAAACCUCGAUACAUGCAGUGGAGGGAAACCAUAAGCUCAACAGCCACGCUGGGAUUUAGGAUAGAAGGAGUCAAGAAGGAGGAUGGGUCAGUGAACAGAGAUUUUAAGAAGACAAAGACAAGAGAGCAAGUUACUUUGGCUUUUGAUGACUUUGUUAAAGGAAAUAAGGACACACUGAAUAAUUAUUUAAGCAGGCUGAAGGAAAUUAGAGACACUCUGGAGAUCUCCCCAUUCUUCAAAACCCACGAGGUGAUCGGCAGCUCCUUGUUAUUCGUGCAUGACAGUAAGGGAAGAGCCAAAGUCUGGAUGAUUGACUUUGGGAAAACCACGCCUCUCUCUGAGGGCAACGAACUAAACCACAGAGCAUUAUGGGUAGAGGGCAACAGAGAGGACGGCUACCUGUUUGGACUUGAUAGUAUGGUGGACAUAAUCUCAUCCAUGUUGAACUCUGAGACAUAAACGUCAAAGGUGGCUUAUGUGAAUAUCUGGACUCACUUCCAUUCAUUCGUCAUUUCUCUGGGGAACACUUUAGGAUUUCCACAAGGGUUUUUUUUUUUCAACUCAUUUGUAAUUUCCCGCAACAAUGUGUGAUUGAUUCAUUGACGGAUGCAGUCUAUUUAAAUCCAGAGGAAUUGUGUGCUAUUCUUCUUCUUCUUCUUCCCCCCAUUCAUAACCCUCUUGUUUUCCUAAACCCGCGGACAUUUGAACAAUGACACGGUGCACAAUAUCAUUCAUGUGACUAAUGUAGUUGGAGUCGAGCUUCCUCUGCUAAGACGUGACAUAAUGCCUGCUCAGAAAAGAGCAUGAAAAACUCAACUUAAAACGACAUAUUUUUGUUACUGUGACGAAAUCCCAUUAAUCUAUCAAAUCCGUUAAGACUUACCCAGUCUUUGGGUCCAAGUAGACACGUUCCUUAUUUUUGAACAUGAAUUUAAAAUGCAGUGUUUAGCAAACUGUGCUCUGACAGUACAACAUAGAUAUUUAGGUAGUAAUUAGUUGGAUUUGCAACAGGGAGAAUUUUAAACUUAAAUGAGGAGUCAACAGAAGUAGAAUCAACUCCUUGUUGGUUUCAGUUUCUUAAUGGGAUUGGUUGACAACAUGGAAAAUAUUGAAAGAACUAUGUGGUGUGGAAAUUUUAAAACCCUGUCAUUGUUGGCACCCUCACAUGGAAACACUGUAAAGGUUUUGCUUCGUAAAUAAGAAAAAAUGGUGCCGUCAGAAUUUGGGAUCCUGGUUUUAGAUGCAUAGAAAUGAUAUGCAUAGUGAUUUUAAGUCUGCAGAACUCCCUCUGAAUUUGAAUACCAAUCCACUGGGAUCCAACUGCGGUUGAUUUAAAUAACUGAGUUCAAUUGAUUUUUUGAUUAGACACAUUUGUCUGGACCACAUCUUCAGCAUUUUGCCCAUGUUUUAAAUAAUCUGCAAUCAAUUACAGCGGAGACUACUGUCACAUGUGUUUUUCCUCAUGAGAGCAUGAUUUAAAUACACAUGAUGUUUUUUUUUUUGUUUAUUUUUUUAUAUCAUUUUAAUCAGUUUCAGUCCAAACCACAGGCCGAGUUAAGAAGCAGGGUGUUGAUCUUUUUCCUUUAGCAGCCUGUGAGUGCAUCUGUAAGAAGUUAUAAACUGUAAGUUUGUACGGGAAGUUGUUUCACAUUUGCAACCGACAUGGUGACAUGUGUGGACACACACACACACACACACACACGAGUUGGGAUUGUUCACAGUGUACAGUAAGAUUUAUUAUGUUAGAUGUUGUUGUUUUUUUAACAUGUAACAUUACUUUAGUCAAACUCUGUGGAACACUUACAGCCAUGAACAAUUGUAUUUAAGCUAUACAGUGCCUUGACCUUACGAAGCCAAGUCAGACAACUUCAAAUAUGUUAAUAGACAUUAUUGUAAUGACGGACUUCUCUCUUAGUCUUAAUAACUGUCAGUGUAGACUUACAUGGGUGCAUGUUUAUUUUCUUCAUAAAGUUUGGGCUUGUAUGUUUUUGUUUUUUUCUUCCGUUCAUACUGUUUUUAUUUAUAACAUUAUAUUAUGUUUUGUUGGUUUUAGUUAAUGGGAUACUGUGACAUUUUCAAUCCUGGGCUGUUAUGCUAUUGUUGUUUUUUUUGUCUUAAAGCAUGUUUUACAGUACGAGUCAAAGUCAAACUAUGAGGCAGGUGGCCGACCCUGUGGUUAACCUACAUUCAAACCAUUGGAUGUGGCUGUUGACGAGAUUGAUGUUGUCCAUUUAUUACAAUGGGGGCGAUGCAAACAGGCGUCUGGAGAGUGGUUGAGCUGAUAAAUGAGGAUUAUUACAGGUUGUUGAACAGAAGAGUUGACAUUUGCAGUGACGGUUGACGGAGGGAACGAUUGUUAGCCCAUGCAAUGCCAAAGAAAUAGUUUUGGCAAAUGCACUUAUUGGCACUUAUUGAGAAAAAAGAUUGAUUUGAGCCUUGUACAGAAAAUGUGCAGUCGCUGACAGUGCAGUAAGCAGAAUUUCCUUUGUUUGCACAGCCAGACUCACUGUCUUUCCCUUCUUGGUGUAAAGCUAAGCAAACUAGUGCUGUCACGUUUCUAAAUCAACCAAUUCCAAAAUCUCUAACCGUUCCUUUUAUGAGAAAUCACCAUGUGCUCUCCACUGCACACUCGUUUCUGUGAGUCGUUUCAGUCGGUUUCAUAUUUUUCUUACUUUAUAUACAACACUCUAGUCUAUUAGGGUUGUAACGAUUCUCCAACUCCAUAGUUUAGUUUAAGUUUAUUACAACUUUAUUGUAUCACAAGAGUUAUGAAAUAUUCAACUUCUCCCAAACUUGGGACAGAAUUAGAACUUUCUAAUUUAAGUGUGUUUAUUAUGUUAGUUGAAUUUUUGUAUAUCGGACAUAUAAUAAGAUCUCAACAGGCUGCGGCUACAUCAGUGGUGGAGGGUUGGUGUUUUCUGCCGUUGCUGACGGUCAUAUGAUGGUUUUGGUCUUUGUCGCAGAGUCGUUACAGCCCUAAUAAAUCAUUUCUCUUUGUAAUUUUAAAUGGGAACAAGCAGCAAGCGCUUGUUAUUCCAAAAGGACAAGGCAUGAGAAUGAAUGCGUUGUCAUGUUUCGUGAAACUUUGUAUUCAAACCCCUGAAGUCAACAUUUCACAGUGCCACGUGGAAAUGCCUUUUGUUUGCUGUAAGUGUGGUAGUACGAGUUUGCUUCUGGUAGCUGUUCGGUUGGGUUCUUACACUUCAACCAACAAGCACAUGAAAAGUUAUCAGCAGGAUUUGAACAUGCAGAGGGAGACCCGCUCCCCCCGAUGUAUUUUCUAUUUCCAGGCUGAUGGGACCGUCUCACGUGUGUGUAAAACAUUUCCAGCCCAAAAGUAGAGGCAUGCAGUCCUUUACUGAGACACAUCGAAAGGUUAGAGUGUGUCGAAAAAAAUGUGCUUUUUGCAACACUGUUCACCAGAAAGUCAAUAAAGCAUCCUGAAUUGACAAGAAACAGAAA